GCAGACUUCCAUCUUUGGCUUGUAGCUGUAAGGUUGCAUUUUACUUGGUCCCUUCUCUGACGUAAGCCAUACUACUUCCAGUACAGGGAACAGAAUGCCUUGUACUUUGUUGUUGGUACAUUUUUUAUUCUUCAUUACUUUUUCUGUUUAUGUGCAACAUGUUGUUUCCAGUAUCCAUCGUAGAUUUGAGUACAAAUACAGUUUCAAAGGACCACAUUUAACUUAUCAACAGGGAGGAAUCCCUUUCUGGAGCCAUUAUGGAGACGUCAUUCCCAGCACAGAUCAAGUUCGAGUGGCUCCGUCCCUGCGAAGUCAGCGAGGGUCAUUGUGGACAAGCUACAAUGCAUCAUUUGAGAACUGGGAAGUGGAGAUGGCCUUUAGUAUAUCUGGAAUGCUGAGAAUUGGUGCAGAUGGUCUGGCUAUAUGGUUUACUAAGGAACGUGGACCAAAUGGACCUGUUUACGGUGCUGCAGACAACUGGGAUGGUGUUGGAAUUUUCUUUGACACAUAUGACAAUGAUGACAAUGGAAAUAAUCCAAUAGUUCUUGUGGUUGGAAACAAUGGCAGGCUCACCUAUAACCAUCUCAAUGAUGGUGCCACUCAGUCUCUUGGAUCCUGUAUAAGAGAUUUCCGGAACAGACAUUACCCUGUCAGAGCUCGUAUUACCUACUAUAAAAAGACUCUGAGUGUUGCUGUGAAUCCAGGCUUAGCUGACACAGAAUAUGCAUAUGAGAGCUGUGCAGUCGUUAAUGACAUGAUUCUUCCCAAAGUUGGCUAUUUUGGUGUGUCAGCAGCAACUGGAAGUUUAGCUGAUGACCACGAUGUGCUGUCCUUUCUAACAUUUAGUCUGCGAGAACCUGGGGCAGAGUCUGACAAAAAGCAAAUCUCAGAUUCUGAAAGGGAUGCAUUUCAGAAAGAAUAUGAACAGUUUCAGAAGGAACUUGAAAAAAGAAAAGAAGAUUAUCAGAAAGACCACCCGACUGUUUCAACACCAAAAGAAGAUGAGUUCUAUGAGACUGACAGGCAGAGGGAGUUGGAGAUGGUUUCCAAAGGACAAGACCAAAUUCAGCAGGAGCUGAAUCAUCUCACAGAGCGUCUAAAAAUGAUGUGGGGGGAGCAGAAGAGGCAUUCUGAUAUACUCAAUCGUUCAAAUAAAGAGGAAAGUCAGACUACAGUAAAAGAAGGCCCUACAAUGGCCAAGAGUAACCUUGAUAAUGUGCUGAAAAUUCAAAAGCAUUUAGUGCAGACCCUUGAAGAAAUGAGGUCAAGUGUAUCAGAAAUUGCAUCUAAAGCAAAGCUUAUCCACCAGUCUUCCAGUGGGUCUUCCAAUGCUGAAAGCAAAGUCACCGAGAUCAAAGAGCAUGUCUCCAUUGUGAAGAGGGAGAUGAACAACCUCUUGAAAAAUACGGUUAGUGGUCCCAACACCCGAUGCCCAGGUAUUCCAUCUUCUCCAUCAUGCAUUUCUACAGGGCAUUUUUUGGUCUUCGUGAUCCUUCAGACUGUAUUUGCUAUGUAUUAUUUAAUAUACAGGAGCAAAAAGGAAUCUGAAUCCAAAAAAUUCUUCUAAUGGACACAACCAGUGCAGAUGCAGAUGUAUUGCCUUAUCUACUGUAUAACUACACUGUGGCAACCCCACACCACCAGAACUGUAAAAUAAACAUUUUAUGUUUUUUAAUGUUA
Messenger RNA from Protopterus annectens (West African lungfish), 1680 nucleotides. It is a transcript of the gene LMAN1L, whose product is annotated as lectin, mannose binding 1 like. Gene Ontology annotation, molecular function: D-mannose binding. Bases 95 to 1567 code for a protein of 490 amino acids. Gene Ontology annotation, cellular component: Golgi membrane; COPII-coated ER to Golgi transport vesicle; endoplasmic reticulum-Golgi intermediate compartment. The record is from RefSeq and is a predicted model, not a curated record. Gene Ontology annotation, biological process: Golgi organization; endoplasmic reticulum organization; endoplasmic reticulum to Golgi vesicle-mediated transport. The transcript is spliced from 13 exons. NCBI's taxonomy places the organism in Eukaryota, Metazoa, Chordata, Ceratodontiformes, Protopteridae.